AUGUCCAAGAAGAAAGACGAUGAUAUUCAAGUCAUCAAUAGAGACUACCAAUUUGAUUUCCCCCUUUCUCCGUUCAAUACGGAGAAUAAUGAUAUGUUGGAUCAGAAUGAUCCACAAUUGCUUGAAAAUCAAAUUAAUAACCUUCAAUCCAAUGCCAAUUCAGGUAGAAUGCAAUCCAAACCACAAGAUUUAGGAGAUGACGUUGAUAACGAAGAAAUCGAAGAGAUAAAUACCGGUUUGACCCCAAUGUUGAACGGAUUUGAUGAUGAAGCUUUCAAUAAUCAAUUAAUCACCCAACCUAAAUUGUAUUCCAACUUGCCUCCUUUACAACCUUUAAGUGAAUCGGUUUUACCCAAUAAUUUCAAUUUCAAUCUCCCACAAUCAACAGACCCAAAUAACAACAACACUUUGGCAAUCACCAAUACUUCCAAACCCGCCAAAAAGAAAGAUAAUGGACCUAAAACCAGACCAGCAUUCGUCAUGAAAAUUUGGUCAAUGGUCAAUGAUGAAAAAAACAACAAUUACAUUAGAUGGGAUGAUGAUGGGAAUACAUUCCAAGUAUUUCAUACUGAAGAAUUUAUGAAGAAUAUUUUACCCAAAUAUUUCAAACACAAUAGGUUUGCAAGUUUUGUCAGACAAUUGAACAUGUAUGGAUGGCAUAAAGUACAAGACAUCAAUAAUGGUAUUUUAAAGGAUGAUAAGUCCAUUGAGGAGAAUUGGAAGUUUGAAAAUCCACAUUUUAAGAGAGGCAGAGAAGAUUUGUUGGAUAAUAUUGUCAGAAACAAAUCUAUGAACCAACAGGAAAAUGAAACAGUUGACAAUAAUCAAAAUUUAAAGUCAAUCCUCAAUGAAUUGGAAGGAAUUAAAAUGAAUCAGAUUGCCAUCACUGAAGAUUUGAGAAGAAUAAGAAAAGAUAAUAAAACCCUUUGGCAAGAAAAUUUUAUGACCAGAGAUAGACAUACCAAACAAGCUCAAACAAUUGAUAAAAUCUUGAAAUUUUUGGCUUCAGUUUAUGGUCAACAAAAUAAAAUUUUAGAAGUUGAAGACCUUGAUUUGAAUUCAAUUGAUCAUGUUAAUUUGAAUAAUUCAGUUAACAAAUCAAAUAAUAUUAAUACCAAUAAUAGUGAAUUUGCCGAUGAAUUAUUUGAAGAGUUACCUUCAAGUAUAUCAUCUCCUAAACCAAAACCAAGAUUAAUGUUAAUGAAUCAAGCCUAUAAAACUCCUUCAACCAAUGGAAGUAUAAGUGGUCCUCCCACCAAUUCGCCUGGUAUCAAAGAAAGAAAUUUGACCAGCCUCACACCCAAAUAUGAUGACAAUGAAUUCAUAAAUGGGUUGGAACAGAAUAUUUAUAAACAGGGCCAAUCAAUUCAACAAGUCCAAGAUUGGAUCCAGAAAUUAUCUAAUCAACAACAACAGUUACAAAUUCAACAGAAUAAUAUUCAAAAUCAACAAAAUCAACAAAAUCAGUUAAAUGGUACACCUAAAUUUGAUUUGAAUUUUGAUGUCAAUGAUUUCCUCCAUCAACAAGUUUCCAAUAAUGAAGAAGAAGAGUUCCAACCUAAACGUAAAAAGUUCAAAACCGAUAAUAUUCAAGAAUUAGAAACUUCUCAAAUCAAAGAGUUGAACUAA
Messenger RNA from Yamadazyma jaroonii, 1629 nucleotides. NCBI's taxonomy places the organism in Eukaryota, Fungi, Ascomycota, Pichiomycetes, Serinales, Debaryomycetaceae. The record is from the annotation of a GenBank genome assembly.